AUGCUUCCAGGACAGACUAGCUUUCGGACUGGUGGGUUUGACUGGUUGAACUUUGACAUUGGCAACAGUCCUCAGGGCUUCCAGCUUGAUACCUUUUAUAACAGCUACAUUCCAGAGUUCUGGUCUUCCAGUACAGCCCAGCAAAUCCCCGAGUCGGGAGGGCCUAAUAGCGGUGAUACUGGCAAUGGAGUGCAACACAAGAUGGGCAUUGGCGAGUCGAGCCGGGAUUCACAAGACGAAGGGCAACCCGACAUGGAACAAAACACGCUUGCGUGGCCUUUUGAUCAGGCUCAUAAGCAAUCUCCGCGCCGAUAUCAGCUCCCUCCACUCCGCGAUAUUCUCAACGGUUAUUGUCCGACAGACAGACCAAGGCCUGUUCAGACAACACUUGUGAAGGGCUUCAUACAAAUUCUGUCUGAGAAUCCCCUUCCUCAACUUGAAACCUUACGAGAACCUCAUUCUAUCCAGGCCUUUUGUAGUCUACAACGUCUUGUUGACUCUUAUUUUUCUCGGUUCCACGAUAUCCAGGCGAUUAUCCACAAACCUACUUGGACCAUGUCGGCUUGCCCGCCUAUUCUUCUUACGGCCAUGGCCUCUGUUGGGGCAUUGCUCUCUGAUAGCCAGUCGGAUUACGAGCUUUCAGUAGCACUGAGUGAGAUCUGCUCUACAAUGAUUAACUGGAUGGGUGCCUCAGAUGCUACCAACUACAGUGAUGUCUCAUACCUUAAUGCGCUCUGUCUUUACCAGAUCUAUUCACUCGGGUCAGGUAAAAGACAGUUGUACCAGAAUGCAGACAGGUCUCGUGGGCUGCUGAUCGGUGGUUUACGAGGGAUCGGUCUGUUGAACCCUCGUUCUUCGAUCACUCUGAGUCAGGAUCACGAGACUAUUCGAGGUUCCGAGGACGAUCUUGUUCUCGCCAAUGAUUGGAAGAACUGGAUCAAGAUGGAGUCAGGACGGAGGGCAGCCUGGGCAGCAUUUGAGUAUGACUGUAGCCUUUGUACUCUCACGAGUCGUCGAGGAAUUGUUGACUUGAGCGAACUGCCAUCAGAAUUGCCAUGCCCUGAGUCCAUGUGGAACGCCACUUCAGCACGAGCUUGGUUUGCUCUGAUGUCUCGUCUUGGCCAGGACGACUCAAGACCAAACCUGUCAAAGGUACUGAAGCAGGCACUAGCGGGGCGUGAACUGCCAUCGUCUUUGGGAUCCUGGGCUAAGAGGCUCUGUGCGCAGGUGAUCGGGCGGUUACUCUGGGAUCUCUGGCAAAUUGAGGUCGUCGCAAUGCCAGAGUAUCUCGGUCUUGGAUCAAUUGUGGCUGCGCACCAAGACACGAAGAGGUCGCUUCUCAAGGGCUUGAAUAACUUGGUUGAGUCUCUGUCUUUGCCAUCAUCGACGAGCGAUCUCACCAGCUACAAUAUAGCCAGUCUUCUUUGCCACUAUUCGCACUUGUGCGCGGCGAAUGGCGUCCUCGAUCUCAUCCUAUCCAUCGUACGGGGACUCAUCUCAACGGAACCACGAGUACAUGAGGGAAUCAAGGUAGCCCGCAAACGCCUCAAGUUGACAUUUUCCAGAGAUCCAAAGACAGCAAGGAGACUAUGCUGGCACGCAGCCCAAAUCGUCGCAAUCGCUAAUGAGUACUUGGUGUCUGCCCCUUGCGAGAUUAUGCGAGUCUUUAUGGGUUACAUCUUCAUCAUCGCGUACUCUGCCUAUGGGGAUCAUUCUAGACCGUCGCCAAUGGAGGUUACUCAAAGUGUCAGGCUGGAUCUGCAUGAUCAGAAUCUUUCUCACAGAAGAGUCGUUGUCAAAUGGAUUGAGGUUGGAGGACCUGCUAGCUCUGGAUCUGUUCCGGAUAUUGGUACCGACGGUUGCGUCCCUGCCAUCAGCACCGAUGCACAAGAGAUAUUGAAGAAGCUGCAAUGCUGGGGAUUGGCUCACAAGUUUACCAAGGUAUUUCAGGUACUGGAAACGAAAGGGCUGUAA
This is a messenger RNA of Fusarium musae, 1974 nucleotides long. RefSeq lists its product as uncharacterized. Gene Ontology annotation, molecular function: DNA-binding transcription factor activity, RNA polymerase II-specific; RNA polymerase II cis-regulatory region sequence-specific DNA binding; zinc ion binding. The transcript is spliced from 3 exons. Gene Ontology annotation, biological process: regulation of transcription by RNA polymerase II; DNA-templated transcription. The record is from RefSeq and is a predicted model, not a curated record. The coding region runs from base 1 to 1974 and encodes 657 amino acids. Lineage: Eukaryota; Fungi; Ascomycota; Sordariomycetes; Hypocreales; Nectriaceae. Gene Ontology annotation, cellular component: chromatin.